Messenger RNA from Scaptodrosophila lebanonensis, 2923 nucleotides. RefSeq names its product WD repeat-containing protein 3. Gene Ontology annotation, molecular function: protein binding; snoRNA binding. Gene Ontology annotation, biological process: maturation of SSU-rRNA. The coding region runs from base 41 to 2803 and encodes 920 amino acids. Gene Ontology annotation, cellular component: Pwp2p-containing subcomplex of 90S preribosome; small-subunit processome. The transcript is spliced from 3 exons. NCBI's taxonomy places the organism in Eukaryota, Metazoa, Arthropoda, Insecta, Diptera, Drosophilidae. The record is from RefSeq and is a predicted model, not a curated record.
UUGUUGAGCAGCUGUUUAUAGUGGAAUUUUAUAUGAAAUUAUGGGUUUAACUAAGCAAUAUUUAGCAUAUCGUGCUAUAGACAGCUUCAAUAUAAUUGUAUCUGGUCGUGCCAAUGUUAAUUUUGCCGUCAUCGAUGGUACCGAGGGUCGUUACAUUGCGGCGCCGGCAGCAGAAAAUGUCAUUAUUUGGGACUUACGGCUGGGCGAUCGUAUAAAGACAUUGCGACGCGAGAAGCAGGAAGUCACCGCUUUACGUGCUUCUCCCGAUCAUCUGCACAUUGCCGUUGGCUAUUCGGAUGGUGUGGUUCAAAUCUAUGAUCUGAGCUCCAGCACCUAUUACGAUGCGAUUUGUACAUUGGCGCUGCACAAGAACGCGGUGAGCGUACUGCGUUAUGAUAAUCAGGGAAUGCGUCUGGUGAGCGGUGGUCUGGACACUGAAUUGGUUGUUGUGGAUGUCGUGGAGAUGGCGGGUCAGCAACGCUUGACCGGCCACAAUGCCGCUAUUACUGACGCGCACUUUUUGCAAAGGCUAGUGGAGCAGAACAUUGUAGUAAGCUGCUCAAAGGACACACAAAUCAAGUUCUGGAAUCUAGAGACGCAGUUCUGCUUCAAAACGGUAGUGGAUAAUCGCACUGAGGUCUGGGGAUUGGCUCUAAUUGGCGAUCUUAUGGUAGCCGGCGCUGGCGAGAGUGCCAUGAACGUGUACAGGUUGCGAAAACGCGACGCAAAUGCCGCCGAAGGCUUGGAAACUGCAGUUGAGGGCUUGUCAAUUGACGAUGAGGACACCAUAAGUCCGAUCAGUGUGAGCAAUUGUGGCGUCAUACAACGUGCAGGAAAAGGCCGCACUGUUAAUCUGGUCACAGACCCUAAUGAGCGCGUUCUGAGCUGUCAUGGCACCAAUGAUCUGAUCGAGAGUUUCUAUAUAUGCAGCGCUGAGGAAGCAAAACAGCGCCUGGCCAAGCGUCUGAAAAAGGGACGCAAGGCUGCACAGCCAGAGGCUGCUGAUUUGUCUCAUGAGCUGAGCCUGAGCGAUGAAAUUAAGCGCCUGGAUAACGUUAAAGUCAAACAGAAAAUCAAAUCCAUUGAUGUGCUGCUCGGUGAGAAUCAGGAGCUACGUAUGCUCGUCAGUUUGGCCAAUAAUAGUCUAGUGCUUUAUUCGCUGGAGGCUUCGAUCAAGUCCCAAAAGGCCCAAGAAAACACAGCCAAGUUGCUGCGCUCGCUGACUCGUCUGGGUCACCAAUCUGAGGUGCGCUCCGUUUGCUUCAGCCACGACUCGCUGGCCAUUGGCUCUGGUGCUGCCGAAUCCUUCAAGUUCUGGGAUCGGGAUGCCAUGCAAUGCUUGCGCACAGUGUACACAGAUUAUGUACUUUGCUCCGUAUUUGUUCCAGGCGAUCGUUACGUGCUUUUAGGCAUGAAGAGCGGCAAGCUGGUUAUUGUGGAUGUUGGUGCUGCGGAUAUUGUGGAGGAAAUACCAGCGCAUGAGGGUGAAUUAUGGUCCAUUGCGCUGCUGCCUGAUAAGCAGGGCUGUGUGACAGGAAGCGGUGAUACGACCUUAAAAAUCUGGACGUUUGAGCUAAUCGAUGCCGGCGAGGGUGCGACACAAACCAAAGUCCUGUCGUUACUGCAUAAAAACACACUAAAACUGGAGGAGACGAUCCUUUGUGUGGGCGUUAGUCCGGAUAUGAAAUACUUGGCUGUGGGUCUGCUCGAUGCCACCGUGAAAAUAUUUUUCCUCGAUACUUUCAAAUUCUUUUUGUCGCUCUAUGGCCACAAACUGCCCGUCCUGUGCUUGGAUAUAUCAUACGAUUCCCAACUAAUAGUCACUGGCUCGGCAGAUCGUAAUGUCAAGAUUUGGGGCCUGAAUUUUGGUGAUUGCCAUCGCUCGUUAUUUGCGCACGAUGAUUCGGUAAUGUCGCUAAAGUUUAUACCCAGAACCCACAUGUUCUUCACCUGCGGCAAGGAUGGCAAGGUUAAGCAAUGGGAUGGAGAUAAUUUCGAGAAAAUCAUCACGCUACCAGGCCAUAUUGGCGAGGCCUAUUGCUUGGACAUUGCACCCAAUGGUCGCUAUUUAGUCAGCUGUGGCUCUGAUCGCACUUUGCGGCUGUACGAGCGUACUGAAGAGACCAUUGUGCUUCAGGAUGUGCAGGAGGAGGAGCGCGAGCAAAUUGAGAACGAACAGCUGGCCACAGGCGAGGACAAUAACGUGCCACUUCUUCCGGGUCUAAAAUUGGCCUCGCGCAAGACUGUGGGAUCCGAGCAAGCGGCUGAAACGAUAUUGGAAUGCCUCCAAAUAGCAAAGCAAUAUGAAACCGAGGCCCAGGACGAUAAACCAGAGUUGCAUCCCAUGAUGCGCGCACUACAGGUGGAAAAUCCAAGCGAUUUUCUUGUCACCACUCUAAUACGCAUAAGGGCCGCAGAUCUGGAGGAGGCGCUACUCAUCCUACCCUUUGCAACGGUCUGCGAGCUGUUGGAACGCCUGCCCGGUCUAAUCGAACAGCGACCCGACGAACUGGAACUGCUCUGCAAAGUCACCAUCUUUCUGUUCAAGGUGCACAUGAAACCCAUAGCGUCGGCCAAGACGAUGAAACCGCUUCUCCUGCGAUUACUGGAGCUCCUCAAGCGCGAUGUUCAGCAACUCCGCGACGUUCUGGGCUGUAAUCUGCAUGCGCUGGCGCUGCUGCAGCGUGAUGUGGAGGAGCGUGAGGGCGUACAACUGUUCCGUGAGGCAACGCAGACGCGCAAGAAACGUGAAAAGAAGCGACGUGAGGCCAGCAAACGGCGACUGCAAAUACAAAUGGUUUGAAGACCACCAAAAUUAAAAACCGUAAUGUUCGAGCUCUUUAACAUUAAUGUUUUACACUUUUAUUCAUAAUUUUUAUAAGGUAAAUCUUCAGAUACAAAUAUAUGCAUACAUAUAUAGAUA